Messenger RNA from Peromyscus maniculatus bairdii (prairie deer mouse), 2063 nucleotides. The record is from RefSeq and is a predicted model, not a curated record. NCBI's taxonomy places the organism in Eukaryota, Metazoa, Chordata, Mammalia, Rodentia, Cricetidae.
CACCGCCGCGGCUGCUGCCGCCGCCGCCAUCGCCAUGAAGCUGACCGACAGCGUGCUGAGGAGCUUCCACGUCGCGAAGGUGUUCCGCGAGAACUCGGACAAGAUCAACCUCUUUGACUUCAGCCCCAAUGGGGAGACCGUCAUCUCCAGCAGCGACGAUGACUCCAUCGUGCUUUAUGACUGCCAGGAAGGCAAACCAAAGAGAACCCUGUACAGUAAGAAAUACGGUGUGGACCUCAUCAGAUACACUCAAACAGCCAACACGGUUGUUUACAGCUCUAACAAAAUAGACGACACUAUCCGUUACUUGUCGUUGCAUGACAACAAAUACAUCAGAUAUUUCCCUGGACACAGCAAAAGGGUGGUGGCCUUGUCCAUGUCACCUGUGGAUGACACUUUCAUUUCUGGGUCUCUUGAUAAGACCAUUCGACUCUGGGAUCUCCGGUCUCCUAACUGCCAGGGCCUCAUGCAUCUACAGGGCAAACCAGUUUGCUCCUUUGAUCCAAAAGGGUUAAUUUUUGCCACAGGUGUCAACUCAGAAAUGGUCAAACUUUAUGACCUUCGUUCUUUUGAUAAGGGACCGUUUGCAACCUUUAAGAUGCAGUAUGAUUGGACUUGUGAGUGGACAGGACUUAAGUUCAGCAAUGAUGGCAAACUCAUACUCAUUUCCACCAACGCAGCUUCAUCCGGCAGCUUCAUCCGUCUUAUUGAUGCUUUCAAGGGUGUGGUGAUGCACACAUUUGGGGGUUAUGCUAACAGCAAAGCUGUUACACUCGAAGCUUCAUUUACCCCAGAUUCACAGUUUAUUAUGAUUGGUUCAGAAGAUGGCAAGAUCCACGUCUGGAAUGGAGAGAGUGGUAUAAAAGUAGCUGUAUUGGAUGGUAAACACACGGGUCCCAUUAUCUGUUUGCAGUUCAACCCCAAGUUCAUGACCUUUGCCAGCGCCUGUUCUAACAUGGCCUUCUGGUUGCCCACCAUUGAUGACUGAUCCUGACACUGCUCGGCUAUUUGUACAGUGAGGGCAUCCAACAGGAAAAAGUCAGAGGUGACUGAGAUGACAGUGGGAUUGACUGGAUCAUUUGACUGGACUGGAGAACAUCUUUCCACAUGGCCUUCCCAGGGAUGUGCUGUCCAUCUGCCCUAAAGAAAUACUUCGCUGAGCGCCUUCCAAAGGACUCAUGGUGCUGCAGAUUCAGUUGGCACUCAGCCUUUCCAGCUCUCAGCGCACCAAGCUCUUCAGAGGGUGACUGCUUAUGAUUAGGUUACAGUGGGGCCCUUGAGCCCCUUCAAUGUUGAAUAUAGUUGCUGCUGAAGAGCCGGUGACGUCACCAAUUGCCGCACAUCCUUCUCCCACCCCAGAAAUGCAUGGGAAGCCACAGUUCUGGUUUUGAGAUGCUAGGGCAGCUCAGCACCUCUUGCCCUCACCCUGCAUGUCUUGUUACUGGGUCUCCCUGUGUAAUUGUGGCAUUAUUCCACAACCAUCAUGUUUCUUAGGUGCCAAACAUUUACAAAAAUAAGUCUUCAUAUAACUUGGGGUCAAAGAAAGGGACAAAGAGAGAAGGACCUUGUUUGUCAGGAGGCUUUACAGUAUUCCUGUGUUGGUGGGUGGGGCAGGUCGUGGGCUUGGAUGUUGGCUAGCAAACAAGGCCCAAGCGUCUGAAAGGGAGGGAAGGGAGUAGCAGGUAAAUUCUGAGAGCUGAAAGGUUUAACAGCCUGGUGCAAUUCCCCCAUCAAGACAGCCCCACAGUCUUCGUGGGGAUCCUACCGAGCUUGGCUUGUACAAAAGCAAGGUAGUAGUUUAUUUUUGUACCUGAGUCACAUCACGUUUUCCUGUGGGCCAGUAUUGUGGAAUGAGUCUGAGUUGUUUACACUGAUGCCUUCCUUCCCUGCCCACCGCGAAUUGUGUACGUAGUCAGCAGAUGAUACCCCUCUUCCCCAGCUCUUCCCCAAGAGCUGGCUCUAGGCCUGUGUUAUAUGUUAUAUUUAGCCUUUUUAUAUAUGACCCUUGAUCUGUUUGUAUUUGAGCACAGUGUGCAUGUCCAAUUAAAUUCUCUCUCAUCUAG